AUGAUGGCGCGAUCCUUCACUAGGAAGGACGUUGUUGUUGCUGCUGCUGUUGUUGUUGCUGCUGCUGCUGCUGCUGCUGCUGACGAUGACGAUGAUGAUGAUGAUGAUGAUGAUGAUGGCGAUGAUGCAAACCUUAAUAAUGAGCUACGUCCUGGCUGCGAAGGGCGGUUAAAGCAAAGGUUAAUGGGACCAGGAGGACUAGAGUAGCAGUUUAGAUGCUUAUCGAUUCCUCGGUGUUUGUUGACUAGCACAAAAUGACAUCAAACAGUCUGGUUGUGCAUUCGCGCCAUUCGUUUCUUCACAACCGGGGUUCCAAGGAAAGGUCUUGCAUUGGCUAGCAAAAUAAUCCCAAAAACAGAAGGAAGAUGAGUCUAAAUGUUGAAGAUGCUCCUUUUAGUUUUCCCACAGUAGGUCUGGAUACCUGGACCAGCCGCCUAGUCGGCCUGAAACGUUUUGGCACAAUGUGAGUUGAUUUACUUGAGUUAGCUCUGGUGUAGACCCAAGCAGGGUUGGGGGACUUAGUGAAAUUUUGAUUUCUGGUGGUUAAAUACUUUCUCCUGAGCGUGUCGCCGUUGGUCAUUAUCAGCGGCGAGCCCAGUUGAGUCAAAAUCAGUAAGUUUUCCUCGCAUCAAGGUGGGCUUAUGGCCAGUGACGGGAGACAAUUAUGAUUUAUUGAAUGAUAGUUGAGAUGGUAGAAUUCGUAAUGAGAGAGCCAAUUCUGUUUACGAACCUUUUGUGAAGGCAAUUAAAAGGCCAAUCUUUGGUCUCCACCCCCAGCCCUUCCUCCUAAGGACAUUCCAAGUCGGGUGAAGAUCAGUCCCUUGCUAAGCUACAUGGUCAUUCCGGUUGGCCGUGUCCAGAUGUUCUCCAGGCACAGAGUUACGCAAGUGCUUUCAGUCGUUGAACUGGAUUCGGGAGUUAUGAAGGCCUAGCUCGUGUUCUGUGGUCCCACCUUAUGCUUCGACUCAACAGGAUCUGGUUACCUGGCCCGACUACAGUCAUUAUCGUCUUUCGAUUCAAGUCUGUACUCGCUCGUGUGUGAUCAUGAGAAGUUUUCCGGGGAAGAUCCUCCCGCCUGUACCAAAGACUAGCCUGAAAAUGAGUUUACCGUUUGCCUUGUCUUCAGUCAGACUUCUGAUUUUCGUCGGUCAGCUCCUGGUGAUGCCGGGGACCCCACCAGCGGCCCUCACCAAUCAAGCUACAGAUUCUCCGCAUACUGUGUCUCUGUUGUCGUGUAA
Molecule: messenger RNA, 1238 nt
Organism: Spirometra erinaceieuropaei
Lineage: Eukaryota; Metazoa; Platyhelminthes; Cestoda; Diphyllobothriidea; Diphyllobothriidae
Source: the annotation of a GenBank genome assembly